This is a messenger RNA of Apus apus (common swift), 2792 nucleotides long. RefSeq names its product polypeptide N-acetylgalactosaminyltransferase 18 (gene GALNT18). The coding region runs from base 477 to 2231 and encodes 584 amino acids. The transcript has 11 exons. The record is from RefSeq and is a predicted model, not a curated record. NCBI's taxonomy places the organism in Eukaryota, Metazoa, Chordata, Aves, Apodiformes, Apodidae. Gene Ontology annotation, cellular component: Golgi apparatus.
UCCGCUGCCGAGCAAGCCCCACUCUCCGGCAAGCUGCUCCCAAGGUCUGAUUCUGGAGCUGUGGCCGGUUGCAAUGGGAAGCGGCGUCGGAGGGAACAAAGUUUACAACACUUGGGCACUUGGCUGCUCGCGUCCUUGAUGCCCGUGGCGAGAGCCGGUGCCUAAAGAGGCAGCGGGCAGCCGGGCUGGCACGCCUUGCCGGUCUGCUCCCGGCACCGCUAUCGCAAAGUUUCAGCUAUUUUAAUGUACUAAAAUCCAGGAUUCUAAUUAUCAGCCCUCCCCACCCCCACCUCUCCUUCUAGGUAGGCGACAAAUAUUUUUAUUCUGUGGAUUGGAUAACUUUUUGCAUGGAAAUUUACUGAGUUCUGAGAGGUCUCCGUUUCGGGGAAAGGGGGGAAAGGAUUUAUUUUCAUCGCAGUUUUUUUGUUUGUUUUCUGGAUCACAGGAUUUUUGGAGCUAUAUGGAGGGAUCUCAGGAUGGUGUGCACCAGGAAAACCAAAACUUUAGUGUCCACUUGCGUGAUUUUGAGUGGAAUGACUAACAUCGUCUGCCUGCUGUACGUGGGCUGGGUCACCAACUACAUUGCCAGUGUUUAUGUGAAAGUGCAGGAGCCGAUCUCAGAAAAAAAGUUAGAGGAAGACAAAGGGGACACUUUAAGGAUUAUAGAAAGGCUGGACCAUUUGGAAAAUGUCAUCAAGCAGCACAUCCAAGAAGCUCCACCAAAAUUGGAAGAAAAUCCUGCUGAAGCGUUCACUGACUCGUCUCUCUUUGCUCACUGGGGCCAGGAUCUCAGUCCUGAAAACAGACGUAUUGCACUUAAACAAUUCCAGUACUACGGCUACAACGCUUACCUGAGCGAUCGCUUGCCGCUGGACAGGCCACUGCCUGACCUUAGGCCUCACGGGUGCAGAAACCUUACAUUUCCUGACAGUCUUCCUGAAGUCAGCAUUGUAUUCAUAUUUGUUAAUGAAGCUCUCUCAGUGAUUCUGCGCUCUAUUCAUUCAGCCAUCGACAGGACUCCUGCUCACCUGCUCAAAGAGAUCAUUUUAGUUGAUGAUAACAGUAAUAAUGAAGAACUCAAGGAGAAACUCCAGAAGUAUGUUGAUGAAGUGAAUGCCCACAAGCCUGGUUUCAUCAAGGUUGUCCGACACAGCAAGCAAGAGGGGCUGAUUCGAUCUCGAGUUAGUGGCUGGAGAGUAGCCACAGCACCCGUAGUCGCCCUCUUUGAUGCCCAUGUAGAAUUCAGUGUGGGAUGGGCUGAACCAGUGCUCACUAGGAUAAAAGAAGACAGGAAAAGAGUAAUUUCUCCUUCAUUUGAUAACAUCAAGUAUGAUAAUUUUGAAAUAGAGGAGUAUCCCCUCUCAGCACAGGGGUUUGACUGGGAGCUGUGGUGCCGAUAUCUGAACCCUCCUAAGUCAUGGUGGAAACUGGAGAACACAACUGCUCCUAUAAGAAGUCCUGCAUUGAUCGGAUGCUUCAUAGUAGAUAGAGAAUAUUUCCAAGAGAUUGGCUUACUGGAUGAAGGCAUGGAAGUGUAUGGAGGAGAGAACGUGGAGCUUGGAAUCAGGGUAUGGCAGUGUGGAGGAAGUGUUGAGGUUCUGCCUUGCUCCAGGAUUGCCCACAUUGAAAGAGCACAUAAACCAUACACAGAAGAUCUAACGGCUCAUGUCCGGAGAAAUGCACUAAGGGUCGCUGAGGUCUGGAUGGAUGAAUUUAAGAGCCAUGUCUAUAUGGCAUGGAACAUACCCCAGGAGGACUCCGGGAUUGAUAUUGGUGAUAUUUCUGAGAGGAAGGCCUUGAGGAAGAAGCUCCAGUGCAAGACCUUUAGGUGGUAUCUUGUCAGCGUGUAUCCAGAAAUGAGGAUGUAUUCGGAUACUGUCGCCUAUGGGGUGCUGCAGAAUUCCCUGAAAAGUGAUUUGUGCCUUGAUCAAGGGCCAGACACGGAGAAUAUCCCAAUCAUGUAUAUCUGCCAUGGAAUGACACCACAGAAUGUUUAUUACACAAGCAAUCAGCAGCUCCAUGUGGGUGUUCUGAGUCCCACUAUCGACGAUGAUGACAACAGAUGCCUGGUGGAUGUGAACAGCAGGCCCAGGCUUAUUGAAUGCAAUUAUGCCAAAGCCAAGAGAAUGAAGCUUUACUGGCAGUUUACUCAGGUGUUCCAGGUGAAUGAGGAGGAACCCACCUUCAGACAGAGCAAAAGCACGGAACUCAUCCGGAGUAGUAGAAGAUAAACUAAGCUUCCUUUCAGCUAAGACUUCAGUGCAUGGAGAUGAUGCAAUAAGGAAAAACAAGUACUAUGGAUCAAACCAGUCUCCUCUUGAUUCUUACAGGCCUAAGGCUCUCUGAGCAGCCACCUUCUGGUUGGUUUGUUGUUUUUGUCAUUUUGUUUUUUUUAUUUUAGGACCAUUACAGAAAGAUAAUCCGGCAAAGACUUGACAAAAGUGAAAGGAAGGAGCUGAACUCUAAACUGUUUUAUCUCAUACCAAAAUGAAUAUUGUAUGUCUAGCUUUGCCCAGAGAAUAUUGCAGCUGUUCCCAAUUCCAUGGCAGCAGUGUGCUGAUGCUCACUGCUAAGUGAAAAAAAACACCAACACCACCACUUCAUUGAGCCACGUCUCACCAAGCCACGCCUGGUGCUCUCCAGCUGUACCUCCCUGCUACAGAGCAGUUCUCAGGCUGCUGCUCCCCUCAACCCCCAUGGGACCUUCACUGAGGAGCACUUUCCUUCGGCUUCUCUAAACCAGAACAGCGUUACUGGGAACCCCUCAGUGGUGACUGUGGGUUUAAAUUUGA